Closterium sp. Yama58-4 is the source of this 2901-nucleotide messenger RNA. The record is from the annotation of a GenBank genome assembly. Lineage: Eukaryota; Viridiplantae; Streptophyta; Zygnematophyceae; Desmidiales; Closteriaceae.
AUGUUGGACAGAUCGGGGGUCAGAAGGGUGAUCGAAGCCGUGGAGCGGCAGGCGGACUUGAGUGGGGAUGGCUUUGAGCUUUUAAUCUCACGCCUCAACACGGCUCUACGGGCUUACGCGAAAGAGGAGCGGAAGAGGGUCCGGGCCACGAUGGUUCACCUUCAGCGGUCGGUUGCGGAGCUUAAGCAGGCGUGGCUGGGUGACCCGGGGUGUACUCGGCUGAAAAAAUUGCUGGGUGAAAGAGAGGCGCAGUUGAAGAGCUACCAGCUGGUUCGGCAGGAGCGUCUUCAUGUGAUGGCUGGGUUGAAGGAAGAAGUCUUGGGUGAGGUGGCCUCCCCGCACCUGUCGGCAAAGAUCAAAGCCAGAAAGGGGCGGACGCAGAUUACGGAGUUAAACGCAGGCGGGUUGCUAGUGAAUGACAAUGAAGCUAUCCUGAAGGCGGCGUCACAGUAUUAUAAGGAGCUGUUCGGAAGCGAUAGACAGCAGGCCGUGUCUGCUUGGUCUCCUGCUCCUGGGAGGUCUCUGUCGCAGGAGUCGGCGGAGGCGGUGUGUACAGCCUGGUCGGAGGAGGAAGUGAAAGCUGCCUUCCGUUCGAUGGCGAAGGACAAGGCUCCAGGGAAAGAUGGGUUGCCGAAGGAGCUGUUUGAGUUCCACUGGGAUAUCCUGGGCAAGCAUUUCAUGAAGCUGGUAGACAAUUUUGCGGCUACGGCGACGCUGCCGACAAGUACGAAAGACGCUGUUACCAUCCUGUUACACAAAAAGGGGGGGAGGGAGCAGCUUGAGAAUUACAGACCGAUCACCCUUUUGAGCUUCACCUACAAAGUGAUUGCGAGGGUGGUGGCAGACAGGAUGAAAAGGGUGCUGCAUGAGGUCAUCUCUCCGGAGCAGUACGGUUUCUUGCCUGGAAGGAGGCUGUCGGACACGGUGGGCUUGGUUGCGGAUGUUAUUGAGGCCGCGAAGAGCAAGGACCAUGACUGGUAUCUCCUGCUGGUCGACUUUAGGAAAGCGUUCGAUUCGGUCUCGAGGACCUUCCAGUUCACGGUGCUUGAUCGGAUGGGUUUUCCGAGCCGUCUCGUGGACUGGGUUAGGGGCCUGCACAAGGAUACACGGACCAGUCUGUUAAUCAACGGCUGGAUGGGGGAAGCGGUUGACGUGGUGUCCGGGGUGCGGCAAGGCUGUCCCCUUGCGCCCUACCUCUUCUUGUGCGCAGUGGAACCGCUGGCCCAGCAGGCGGCUGCUAGGAAACUUGGUCUUGAAAAGGGGGAGCGGCGGCUGGCGUACCUGGGGUACGCUGACGACACGACUUUAAUCCUGCAAGGUGAAGAGCAGAUUGCGGAAGCAGAACGGCUGUUAGCGGACUUCGAGGCAGAAUCGGGGCUAGCAACGAACAUUGGGAAGUCGUCCAUCUUACCCCUCGGGUGUAACCUGAACAAACAGGCCUGCAAGACGGACGGCUUCAAGUGGGUGAAGGCGGAUGAAGCGGAGAGACUCCUGGGCGUGUGGGUGACGCCGGCUGGUAGCUGCGCCCCCACCUGGAAAAAGGCUUUUGCGCGGAUCAAGGAUAAGCUGAGACAAUGGGAGACGCAGCAUCUCACCACAGGUGCUAGGGUUGCGGUAAUCAACUGCUACAUCUCACCUAUAAUCUUCUUUCAGGCGCAGGUGUACCCGCCGCCGGUGGAUAUUUGGGGGAGGAUUUUGAAGCUGGCGCACAACUUCGUGUUAGGCAAUCAUGGGGUCACUGACAAGAAGUUCAUACUGUGGAGCCGGGACCUACUGUAUACAGCUAGAGCUGAUGGCGAUGUGGGAGUGAGGAACCCGGAAAUAGAGCUCACCUGUCUUGCUGCCAGGCGCAUUGGACUGUUGCUCACCGAGACGUGUGAACUGAAGCGGGACAUUAUGCUCGCAGCGGCGGACCUGCCGCUGGGGACUGACACCUUCGUCGCUCACGUGAAGCUUCUGAAGUGUUGGCGUGGGAAAAGUGAGAGGUGGAAGCUGGCCUGCGGGAGCUUUAUGCAGUCGCCGCUGGUCGACUCGCUACCGGCUCUAUUGAAGGAAGAAAUUGCGGUGGAGCGAGUUGUUUUUAACCGCAACAUCCUGCUCAACGGCAAGGCUCCGGUGGGGGGCCAGAAGGCUGCGGCGAAGCUGUGGGAGCUCGGGCUGGGUGAUCUUCUGCUACCGGAUGGUGCGGGGGGUCGUAAGGUCAAGGAUGUGAAAACCCUGACAAGGGAGUUGGGAGGCUCUAAGCAAGCGAAGCUGGCACUACGGGCUUGGGAAGCGGUGCCACAGCCCUGGAAGGAGAGUCUACUGUCUGCCGAGCAAUUGGGCCCUCCGCCUCUACUUCCCCGCCUUCAGAAAUCGGCUCUGUUCAAGGAUGGGCAAGUGGCGUCGUUGAAGGAGCUGAAGGGAUGUUGGAAGGGCCAGAAGCGUCAAUCCGCUAAGCGGGAGCUCUGCCCGCGCAUUCAUCAGGUGGUGGUGGCGGUCAAGCGGUCCAUGCGCAUGCUAAACCCUGCGAGGCAGGUGUCGGACCUGGGGGACCUGUUGUUCGGAAAGGCAGCAUCGGCCUCAGCGUUUCCUGAAGCAACCCUCUCUGCAAUCGCUGUUCGCCAGAUCUGGGCAGAGCGAUGUGAUUGUGUGUUUCGGGGGAAAAGAUUCCGGUCCCGGCGGGUACUCAGGCGCAUCGAGGCAGCAUUUCGGCUGCAUGUGAAGGUGUACACGCGAGCAAUGGGAAAGAAGCUUGGCAGCGGUGGUGGUUCGAAGGGACAAAGGAGAACUCAUGCGCUGGCGGAGCAGGAGGACGGCUUACUUGGCCGCAUUCGUUGCAUGACGGUGAAAGGUUGGAAAUGGUCGCACAGUUUCGGCGCGCUUUGGAGUCUGGCAAGGGGAGCUCUACAUCCGCCUUAG